Aspergillus viridinutans is the source of this 660-nucleotide messenger RNA. RefSeq lists its product as uncharacterized. The record is from RefSeq and is a predicted model, not a curated record. The coding region runs from base 1 to 660 and encodes 219 amino acids. The transcript is spliced from 3 exons. NCBI's taxonomy places the organism in Eukaryota, Fungi, Ascomycota, Eurotiomycetes, Eurotiales, Aspergillaceae.
AUGCCUGUCCUCGAAACGGUCAACAUCCAAACAAGGGAGUAUUUUGGCCCAUCGGGACUCUCGAUUCAUAACUACGGUGCGCCUUUGGACCUGAAUCUACCAAAGCUACACUCAGUGGGCGAUAUGCUCGAUCUCCAGGGUGCAAUAUCCAGUCUUUCUCUGGACUCCCUACAAUCAACCCAGGGUAACAUCACAGUCGAGUCCUCAUCCCCUCUAGACGUCAACUUCACAAGCUUAUAUUCCGCGGAGACCAUCCAGCUGAAUGGAAGCAUCAAAAGCGCCGGGUUUCCCUCCCUCACCCAGGUCACUCGCGUCACAAUCAACACCACCAACCCCAUAGACUGCAGUCCCUUCCAGAGCGCCAUCAAGAAAGCAGCCCCGAGUUCCAACUCCAGCUGCAACGGGACAGGAGUGACAGGCACAAGCGGGCAUUGGUUGACCACUCGCGCGAAGGCUGGGAUAGCGGUGGGAGUGAGUAUCGCCGGCAUUGUGAUUGUGGGGUUAAUCAUCUGGUAUGAGCAAAGGAUGGCGAGGAAUUAUAAAGAGAGAGCGGGGUUCUACUGGGGGUCGCAGAUUCCUCUGCAGGAGAGGACGAGGAGGAGAAGUGCGCCGGAGAAUGAUCCACCGCCACCGUAUUCGUUCCAUCCGCCUGCUGGCUGA